Aaosphaeria arxii CBS 175.79 is the source of this 1575-nucleotide messenger RNA. RefSeq names its product WD40 repeat-like protein. The transcript is spliced from 4 exons. Gene Ontology annotation, cellular component: Rpd3L complex; nucleus; cytoplasm. The record is from RefSeq and is a predicted model, not a curated record. Gene Ontology annotation, biological process: regulation of gene expression. NCBI's taxonomy places the organism in Eukaryota, Fungi, Ascomycota, Dothideomycetes, Pleosporales. Bases 97 to 1407 code for a protein of 436 amino acids. Gene Ontology annotation, molecular function: histone binding.
AUCGCGAGCAAACGACUGCGACAACUUGACCAAGUCAUUGAGACCCCACACUUCCACCAACAAUAAUUCUACGCAAAACCUUGUCGGACUGACGCCAUGGAUGAGACAAUGAGCGAUGCUAUGGACAACGGCCACGAAGAGGCUGAGAACGAGGCGGCAGAGCAGAAGGUGAUCAAUGAAGAAUACAAGAUAUGGAAGAAGAACUCAGUGUUCCUCUACGAUCUUAUGUAUGGUCGUGCGCUGGAAUGGCCAUCACUCACGGCGCAAUGGCUGCCAGACAAGAAGCCCAUCGAGGGGACAAACAUGAGCCAACACCGUAUCAUUCUCGGCACGCAUACUUCUGGACAGGCCCAAAACUAUCUCCAGAUCGCACACAUUGAGAUUCCAGAUUUCAAAUACCCAGAUCUGUCAGAGUACGAUGAGCAGAAAGGCGAGGUGGGCGGGCAUGGAAAUGCUAAGAAACCCUUCGACUUCACAAUCAACCAGAAGAUCAACCACCCAAGCGAAGUUAACAAGGCCCGUUACCAGCCCCAAAAUCCCGACAUUAUAGCUUCUCUUUGCACCGACGGCAGAGUACUUAUAUUCGACCGAUCCAAACAUCCCCUUCAACCAAACAAGGACGGAUCAAUCAAGUUUGAAGCAGAAUUAAUUGGUCAUAACAAAGAGGGCUUUGGACUGAGCUGGAGUCCUCUCAAAGAGGGCCAUCUAGUCACUGGUAACGAGGACACCACUGUCAGGACAUGGGACCUCAAGGCAGGCUAUGCGAAGAACAAGACUAGCAUUGAGGCCACCGCUACCUACACAAUGCACAGUGCGACCGUCAAUGAUGUUCAGUACCAUCCCACCAUUGACUUCCUGAUCGGGACUGCCUCGGAUGAUUUAACUUGGAGGAUAAUUGAUACUCGCAUGGAAUCACACAAGACUGCUAUGCGCACUAAGGAGGCAGCGCACCAGGACUCUGUCAACUGCAUCGCUUUUCAUCCCGGCAUUGACCACACGCUGGCGACUGGGUCCGCAGACCAUAAAGUCGGGCUCUGGGACUUGCGAAACACUGAGAAGAAGAUUCACGAGCUCAACGGCCACAGAGCCGAUGUCAUGAAUCUACAAUGGCACCCUCAUGAUUCAGCCAUAUUAGCAAGCUCGUCCAAUGAUAGGCGCAUUUGCAUGUGGGAUCUGAGCAAAAUUGGUGACGAGCAGACCCCAGAGGAAGAAGAAGACGGUCCGCCAGAACUUCUUUUCAUGCACGGUGGUUUCACCAAUCGCAUCUGCGAGUUUGACUGGAACAAGAACGAUGAUUGGGUCAUGCUGGCCACCGCCGAAGAUAACCAGAUGCAAAUCUUCCGUCCAUCUCGCAAGAUCGUCGAGCCGCUUCCCAAAGAUGUCAGCCGCGGGGAAGUCUCAGACUGAUCCCACAAUGUCCUCCCCGUCACAGUUAGUGUAUCAACUUGAACGGUUUGGAUUGAAAGGCCCCUCGAUGUGCAUCGAAUUCUUACAUAUGUGAUGUCGUCCAAAUAUCUGGCAGAUACCCAUCCAGCAGAUGAUGAUCACCCAAAAAUUUCUCUCACGAGAUCUAUU